GCAGAUGGCUGCCAUGAGACAUGUAAACCAGUUGAUAUCCAUAGCGUUUGUAUUUCUUGCUUCGUACUGCAACGCCGUCAAAAACGAAACAUGUCACUGUGAUAGCAAUGAGCGCCAAUUCCAGGGCUACACAUACAAAAGAUCUUGCAAUGCGACGUUUGAUGAGGCCGAAGCCAAAUGUCGUCUUAUGGGUGGUCACCUUGCUUCAAUUCACAGCGAAGAAGAGAAUAGUGCCGUUUACAGAAUGUCAGAGAGUUAUCAAAAUUACACGACUUACUCCGAUUUCACUUGGAUAGGCUUAAAGCGCAGUGGUACAACAUGGAAAUGGACCGAUGGAACACCCUUGGACUUCACAAAAUGGUCUGCCAAAGAACCAAAUAAUUACAUGAACUUGGAUGAAAACUGUGUCGAGAUGUACACCGGUCAGUUGUCCACAUGGCAACCCAAUACAGGUGACUACGAGUGGAACGAUGUCAACUGCGAGAAAAAAAUGCUAUUCUUUGUUUGUAAGUACAAGAAGGGCAACAAAGAUAAGAAAAUGUAGCUUUUGCUUUGCUGAACUUUGCUGCACCAGUAAGGGCAAAAUGUCCAUGUGUUUACGCUGUUCUAUGUCGAGUCUCCAGGCACCAUAAAUGAUCGUGAAGACCAUGUAUUUGCUUUUCAAAAACUUUAAUACUACUGUGAAAUGUAUCUGUUAGGGUAAUUACAAUGCGCCUUCAC
This is a messenger RNA of Cylicocyclus nassatus, 720 nucleotides long. Lineage: Eukaryota; Metazoa; Nematoda; Chromadorea; Rhabditida; Strongylidae. The record is from the annotation of a GenBank genome assembly.